CUCUUUCGAACGUUGUUCAGUAUUUGUAAAUAUCAACAUGGCUUCCAGCUUCUACCACUCCAUGGUGCCUCAACCCACUUUUGUGCCCCCUACACAAAACUCAGUGCACCAAGAAUCGCCCAAAGAGAAAAAGAAACGUACGAGAAACCCAGAAAAUUGGAAAAAAGAGAAAAGAAAAAGGGCCAUUUUGUCAGGCCAAGCCUAUGUCAAUACCAAGGGUGAACUUGUAGGCCCUCGAGCUAUUGGACCGAAUUGCAAUUGUAAGAAUAAGUGUUACAAUCAAGUGUCAGACGAAAAUAGGAAUAUGAUCUUUAGAGGAUAUUAUUCUCUUAACAGUUAUGAUGAACAAAAUGCCUACCUUUAUGGUUUGAUUAGAAGGCAUGAUAUUCAACGAAAGCGACAACCAGUCUCAGAACGUAGGACUUGUUCUUAUAAAUAUUAUGUGAGAAUAAAAGGAAAAGAGAUUCAGGUGUGUAAAAAAGCUUUUGCCAAUAUCCAUGGAAUAUCGGAUAAGAAAAUCCGGACGCUUUGCAUAAAGCAUGAACAGAAUAUACUGUUUCCUAAAGACAAUAGAGGCCGCCAUCAGAAUCGUCCCAAAAAGGUAACACCAGAGUUGAUAACAUUAAUUAAGCAUCAUAUUUUGAAGAUGUUGUCAGGUCCAAAUGGUAGUGAUUUUAUCAAGACUGAUAAAAAUCAAGGACCAGAUGUUAACAUAUCAAAGCUUCAUAAAAGUUUCCUCCAGCAGUAUGAGCCAGAGGCUAUUGAUCAAGAAAGUGAUAAAGUGAUAAAAGACUAUGAUGCAAAAGUCAAGUCGUGGUUAUAUUUCAAAGUAUUCCAUGAGGAAUUCAAGUCAAUGGAUUUCAACACAGUGAAAAGAAAAUUAUCAGAUCUUCGGAAAAGUUUGGAGGCAUCAGGUGCUCUUCAGGUUACUAAAAAGAAAGCCACCAAGCAAUCCCGGCCCCGACCUCGCGUCCAAGAAAAUUCAGCAGGUAGAACCACAACACCAAAUGAAGCCUCAGCAUCUUCUGUGGGUGUGGCAGUUUCGACAGGUCAUGCAGCUCAAAUGGGUGGUGGUUAUAUGGGAGGCCAACAGCCUCAUCCACAUCCUCUUCCAGCAAACCUACAAUUAAGUGUCCUUGGUCUGCAGCACUUGGGUAACAAUGCUCAUACAGGAGCAGCUUUCAAUCCAGCUGCCGGACAGCAACCUCAGCAACAGCCACUUAAUCUCCAGACAGGUGGUGGUGGAACAGGCCAAGGUGGGGGUGGGAGUGAGCAGCCGCAACCAAUUCCUCUAAAUCUUCACUCUGUUGGAGGACAUAUGCCUUCCUAUUACCUAUCCCUUGGUCACAUGUCUAAUUUAAUUUCCCUUCCAGUCUCUCCGGGUGGGGGAGUUCAGACUGCAAACACACAGGGAGGCAAUUUCCCAGCACAGCAUAACAUGCAGCAAUUUCAGCCUGGUACCAUUAUACCAGCUCAUGCUGUAGCUCAAAGUGGACCUGCACCCUCAGGUCAGCCUCACGUUUUACAAGGUGGUGUAGGGGUAACUUAUACUGGUCCUCAGCAUAAUCAUACAAUGUAUUAACUGUUGAUUCACAUUAGAAAUGUGCAUGUGUAUAUUGUUACAAAAACAGUAUAUUCCUUGGAUGUUGUUAUUUUUAUGUAAAUUUGAAGUUUUUCAGAUGCAAGAAUUUUAUGUUUCGUAUCAACAGUGAUGUUUUAAUAUACUGUAUUUGAGUUGUAUAUGCUGUGGUAUAUAAACGAAGUUUUACAUAA
This is a messenger RNA of Macrobrachium nipponense, 1773 nucleotides long. RefSeq lists its product as uncharacterized. The transcript is spliced from 5 exons. The record is from RefSeq and is a predicted model, not a curated record. Bases 38 to 1582 code for a protein of 514 amino acids. Lineage: Eukaryota; Metazoa; Arthropoda; Malacostraca; Decapoda; Palaemonidae.